Molecule: messenger RNA, 905 nt
Organism: Klebsormidium nitens
Lineage: Eukaryota; Viridiplantae; Streptophyta; Klebsormidiophyceae; Klebsormidiales; Klebsormidiaceae
Source: the annotation of a GenBank genome assembly
UCCGCCAGAGCGGAGCUUGGCGCCUAUGACGGCAGGGGCAGGUGCACGGACAGUGGCGGCCCGUAUGAUGGGCAAUGCGCUGCCGGGGGGGGGACCAGAGGACAGCAGCGGAAGUGCCACGGUGACGCACGGGGGGGCGGUGUGCCGAGGUGGACCGUCGGAUGAAGAAGAUCAGACGUCUUCAGAGGAGGAAGUGGAAGAGAACGGCGCAAAGUGGGGGGUGCCCCUUGCAGUAGAUCUGACCCCCGAGGAGCUGGCGCGGAGGCGUGCCGCACAGAUGAAGCGGCUGCUCAAGCUAUACAGGUUGCAGUACUGGGGCCUAAUUGAAGAGAUGCGGUCCAAGCACCGCCGUUACUUCCUGCGCCAAGGGACGAGUGGCUGGAAAGAGGAGGGGGAGGGGGCCGCAACCGAGGGAACAAUGCGCCCCGUAUGCAGCAAAGCAGGGUGUACAGACAGGGCCAUGCCAGCCAGCUCGUUCUGCUUCCAGCACAUCUUGUGCGACCCCCGGCAGCAGCUCUACUGUGCGUGUAUCCACAGCCCCAGUCCUGACGAGCCCUGCCCCCGCCCUGUUCUGCGAGCGGUGGUCCCGGCACUCUGCGCUCAGCAUGCGGCUCUGCGCAAGACCAGCCAGUCCCCCCGCCAGCGGCCCAGCUCUGCCGGCAGCUCAGCCGGCGGGGCGACGUCUUCUUCCUCCAUGCUCCCCGUCCCUCCAGUGCACGUGUUGAUGAACGAAUAUAUAAGAGUCUUGCAGAGACAUAGAACAGUCACGGCAGCUUUAAAGCAAGAGGUUAAAACGUGACUUUCGAAAGGACCUUGAGAGAGUUCAGACCUGCUUUAUAUGCCAUGUGGAAAGACUUUCGAUUGCUAGCACAAUGAAAGGUCUCAGAUCUUUUGCAACUUUCCAG